UGGAACAGCAAACAGUGGAAAAUGUCUCAGUACUCAGGAAAGAUCGUGUUCUAUGAGGGGAAAUGCUUCACUGGGAGGAAGCUGGAGAUCUUCAGUGACUGCGACAACUUCCAGGAUCGUGGCUUCAUGAACAGGGUCAACUCUAUCCGUGUGGAGAGUGCGGCCUUCAUCUGCUACGACCAUCCAGACUUCAAGGGCCAACAGUAUAUUCUGGAGCACGGAGAGUACCCUGAAUACCAGCGCUGGAAUGCCCAUAAUGAUCACAUGGGGUCCUGCAGGCCAAUCAGGAUGCACGGAGAGCACUACAGGAUGGAGCUGUUCGAGGCUGACAACUUCAGCGGCCAGUGCGUGGAGGUGUGCGAUGACUGUCCGUUCCUGCAGGCACGAGGCCUGACCAACAACUGCGUCAACUCCAUCAGGGUUUAUGGAGAUGGAGCCUGGGUGCUGUAUGAGGAGCCCAACUACCGUGGCCGUAUGUACAUCGUCGAGAGGAAAAACUACUGCAACUUCAUGGAGUGGCAGGCAGAGAACCACAACAUCCAGUCUGUGCGUAGGGUGGCGAACUACUUCUAAACCAUGUUACUGUCAUUGGCAAUACGACUGCAGGCACGAGAUCAUCCGCUGAGGAAAAACACACCACACUGUCAAGUAAUCUCCCGCUGACUCUGUGGGGCUGUAAAAUAAUAAAAGAUGAAGAAAAUGUUU
Messenger RNA from Larimichthys crocea (large yellow croaker), 705 nucleotides. RefSeq names its product gamma-crystallin N-A. Lineage: Eukaryota; Metazoa; Chordata; Actinopteri; Sciaenidae. Gene Ontology annotation, biological process: lens development in camera-type eye; visual perception. The record is from RefSeq and is a predicted model, not a curated record. The transcript has 4 exons. The coding region runs from base 22 to 573 and encodes 183 amino acids. Gene Ontology annotation, molecular function: structural constituent of eye lens.